Periophthalmus magnuspinnatus is the source of this 1876-nucleotide messenger RNA. RefSeq names its product cadherin-7-like. The transcript has 3 exons. The record is from RefSeq and is a predicted model, not a curated record. Gene Ontology annotation, cellular component: catenin complex; adherens junction; membrane. Gene Ontology annotation, molecular function: cadherin binding; calcium ion binding. Bases 1 to 822 code for a protein of 273 amino acids. NCBI's taxonomy places the organism in Eukaryota, Metazoa, Chordata, Actinopteri, Gobiiformes, Gobiidae. Gene Ontology annotation, biological process: adherens junction organization; cell-cell junction assembly; calcium-dependent cell-cell adhesion.
AUGUCGACUCUGGGACUUUGUAACUGGCUGACAACCACGCAAUGUUUUCAUGGCAACAACACGGCGUCCAUCUUGACCAAGCGCGGGGGAUUCCGGAGGCGGGAGCAGCCGGUGUACCGUUUGCCCGUGCUGAUCGUGGACAGUGGGACCCCGGCUCUGAGCAGCACCAACACUCUGUCGGUGCGAGUGUGCGAGUGCGAUUCCGACGGGGUGGCACUGUCCUGUGGAGCCAUAGCCUACACCGCCACCGGCCUCAGCACCGGCGCUCUUAUGGCAAUACUGGGCUGCAUCAUCACACUGCUGGUGAUGGUUCUUCUGAUCGUGAUGAUGCGUCGCCGUCGGAAGGAACCUCUGAUCCUGGACGAGGAGCGUGACAUCCGUGAGAACAUCGUCCGCUACGACGACGAGGGCGGCGGGGAGGAAGACACCGAGGCCUUCGACAUGGUCACCCUACGCAAUCUCAACGUCAUGAGAGACCCCAACGUGCGCCGUGACGUCACCCCGGACACGCCCACAUUCUUUCACUACCCGCCCGCCGCCGCCCGUCCCUCCUACAAAACACUCCCGGACAACGUGGUCUUCCGGGAGUUCAUCUGGGACCGCCUUAAGGAUGCCGACGUCGACCCUUCAGCCCCGCCGUACGAUUCCUUGCAGACGUACGCUUUUGAAGGUAGCGGCUCGGUGGCGGAGUCGCUAAGUUCGCUGGAAUCUCUAAGUACAGACUCGGAUCAGAACUAUGACUAUCUUAGCAACUGGGGUCCGCGUUUCAAAAAGCUAGCCGACCUUUACGGCAACAGCGAAGGGGCGAGUAUUUUCUCAUAGCGCCCUUUAGUGGCUUUCUAUAUAUCGACACUCCUCGGACUAAAAGAAAAAAAAAUAAUUUAUUGUUGACGGUAUAUGAUUUGUCUGCCUUAGUGCAUCGGAGGGAAGAUUCAAAGACAAACACAAGAGAUAUUGAAAGGAAAGGACUCAGACUUCAAAGCUUGUGGUUUGUUUACUGCCCCAUAUGGAUUUUUCUAAAGCGUACCAUGGCGAGUUUGACACAGACUUCAAAAGUGGCUUGACUGGGGAGGAAACCUUGUGUGCAAAAGACAUUAAAGGUUCCAGAUUCGGGCUCCGGGCCAACCAUUGACUGCUGAAUGAAUUUGUGUCAGAACUGUUUUCGGGAGGAGGGGGGAAGGGAAGGCACCUGUCCUUGCAUCUCGCUUUUGAUGCGUUUUUUUGCUAUCUUUGUGCUCUGAAAAAAGAACUGAAGUUUGUCAUAAAGUGCUGCGUCUCGCGUGGCUAAUCACUUGACUGUUCGUACGGGCAACAGUUUAUAUGUUAAUGAUUUCUUCUUUAGCAUUUUGCUUUGACGGGAACAGGCUUGGGAAGAGCGUUUUUUGCCAUAAACAUUUCAACACAGAGCCUCGUUACUCAAGGACUACAUUUGAAAAGCGCAACUAAACAUUCAUUUCCCGUCAACGUGCUAAAGACACAAUGAGACAAUAAUAAGUUGCUUAAACAAAGGGAUCACUACUUUCCUUACAAAACAUUUUUCAAAUCUUUAAAUGUGGAGUGUGUCUAUUUUUUACUUUCUAACACCAAGUCAGAAGUAUGAAUUCUGAGCUAUGAAAUGUCAGGACUCACUUGUAAUUCUCUGUACAAGACGGGGUCGAGGUAUGCUUCGCUGAAGGUCAGAACAGCUCAAUUGCCAGAUUAAUGGCAAAUAGACUGUAGAAAAAUAUAAUCAUUUGUUUCUGAAGUGACAGUGCUUAACCGGGUGAAGUGGCAGUUUGUAAGUAAAUGACAUUUGCUUCUAUAGUCGGCACAGAGCAGAAUAUAGUGUCCUUCAGAAAUGAAGCUUACGUUAUGGUAUGUCUAUUGGUGAUAAGGG